AUGUUGAGAAAAAGUAAAAGGGUAUGUUUUAGUCCUGAUGUCAAUGAGAAACCAACCAUUUUUCCAAAGGAUGGUUGUGGCAAAGUAUUAACAAAUAGGAAGAAGAUAAUUGAAACUUGGACAUUGAGAUUGCACAAAGACCCUAUUUUGUCACCUGUUAGAUUCCUAAUAAAGCUUGGAGCAAAGGUAGCAAGUUCUACAAGAGCUGUUUCUUCAACAAGGAGAUCCUGUGGGAAGGUUUCUUCAUCCACUUUGGUGAGGUCCCAUUCAUUAUCAAACCUCACUGAUUCACACCGUGCUAAAGCUGUAGAAGAUUGCAUUCAGUUUUUGCAUUCUUCUUCCUCUAGGGAGGCACCUAGUUGA
This is a messenger RNA of Cicer arietinum (chickpea), 363 nucleotides long. RefSeq lists its product as uncharacterized. Lineage: Eukaryota; Viridiplantae; Streptophyta; Magnoliopsida; Fabales; Fabaceae. The record is from RefSeq and is a predicted model, not a curated record.